Pieris brassicae (large cabbage white) is the source of this 1391-nucleotide messenger RNA. RefSeq names its product UPF0430 protein CG31712 (gene Arglu1). Gene Ontology annotation, cellular component: mitochondrion; nucleoplasm. NCBI's taxonomy places the organism in Eukaryota, Metazoa, Arthropoda, Insecta, Lepidoptera, Pieridae. The coding region runs from base 94 to 858 and encodes 254 amino acids. The transcript is spliced from 5 exons. The record is from RefSeq and is a predicted model, not a curated record. Gene Ontology annotation, molecular function: cadherin binding.
GCAUCCAAGAAGGUGGUUGCGAAGGUGGUGUUACAACUUAAAAUGCUAAUGCAGUAAAUUGAAAUAUUUAAAAUUUUACUUGAAAACAUCUGCAUGAUAAUGGGACGUUCACGCUCUAGAAGUAAAUCUCCUCGGCGUCAUCAUAAAAGCAAUAAACAUUCGAGGAAGAAAAGUCGUUCAAAAGACAGAUCGUCCUCUCGCAGUAGGAGCACGAAACACGCCGAAAAGUCAAGAGAACGGAGUUCAAAAUCACGAAAAAGGUCACAUUCUGUGUCGUCAGCAUCAACCACUGAUGGCUCAUAUGAUGGUAGUAGGAGUAGAAAGAAAUCCAAAUGCCGCAACAAAAUGGAUGAAGUUGACCGCCUUGCAGAAAUGGAAAGGCAAAGGCGUAUAAGAGAAGCAGAACAAAAAGUAGUUGAGGAAGAAGCUGCUAAAAGAAUAGAACUUCUUGUUAAGAAAAGAGUAGAGGAGGAAUUAGAAAAACGAAAGGAAGAAAUAGAAAGAGAAGUUGCUAAAAGGGUCGAAGAGGCCAAAAGAAAGAUGGAACAUGAGAUGAUGCAAGAACUAGAAAAACAGCGGGAACAACAGAAACGAGAGGAAAUUGCUCGACAGGCUGAAGAGGAACGUAAAAGGAAAGAGUUGGAGGAUAUCAUGGCUGAAAAUAAUAAAAAGAUUGAGGAAGCUCAACGCAAGCUGGCGGAAGAAAGGUUGGCUAUGAUAGAAGAACAAAGGAAAAUGGACGAAGAGAGACAAAAGUUGAAAAAGGAACAAGAGAAAAGAGUAAAAGAAGAACAAAAGAAAAUUUUAGGCAAAAACAACUCCAGACCCAAACUUUCAUUCUCCUUGAAACCACUUUGAUAGGUGAUGGCUGUUUACCUGAGUAUAAAUUCAGAUACUUUCCAUGUAGGUCUCCGUGCAUUUAUAAGUGUUAAAUUUCAUUUUUUACUUGGUUUUGUCUGGUUUAAUAUAUUCUUUGGAUACUUGUAAAUAUACUGUUAAGUAUCAUAGUACAUAGAAUAUCUUGGAUUACUAUAAGUUGUAAUUUUGUAUAAAAGAUAGCUAGCUAGGUUCACCAACAAAAUAAUUCAGUAAAAAUUAUUAUUAACAACCGCGUAAAUUUAAGCCCAAAUUAACGAAAUCAGAUUUAGGUGGUAUCUGAACAAAAUCUUUUUCUAUUUACAUAGAUUUCCAAAUACAUAGACAGCUUUUUUUUGUUUGUUAUACAUGCUGCUUAAUAUCUGAAUGUAAAAGUUUUUUAAAAACUGCAAAUUAGGACUAAAAUUGUUUGUAUGGUAUUUUAAUAACUUUUAUAUAGCAACACUAAUUAGAAAACAAUCCCUUUAAUUUUAGUAAUUUUAUUUAUGAAGUAGAAAGCGUUCUUGAUAUUUUGU